CAAACAAUAACCAAAAUGCUUCGUAGCAACUGCAUGCUACGAUUUGAGGAAACUAAGAUAUAUAAGGUUCUCACCGAAGAACCUGUACAUAAGGUUUCAAAGAAAGCCUUAAGAUUGAUUGAAAGUGGUAGAGACGUCACCUUAAAGGAUGAGAAAGGAAGAGGUUAUUUAUUCCUUAUUUCGGAUCACUAUGAAAAGUUUUCAUCACCGUUAGCCGUCCCUGUUGUUUAUCAGCUGUGCCUUGGGGGAAUUGACGUUAACAAUCGUGAUGAGAACAAUAAUACAGUUUUACAUGAACUAAUAAAGAAGCGCGGAGUCUUUAGGAUUGUUAUUGCACUAUUGAGAUGCGGAGCUAAUCCACUUGCUCUAGACAAUGAAGGGCUUACAGUGAAAGAAUCUUUAUUACAAUCGAAGCCAGAAGGUUGGGAGGAAAAUUAUUAUUGGCUAGAAGAGUAUUCGCCAGGCCUAGUAAACGAAUUGCAAAAGGACAUUCCGGAAUUAAAAACGGUUGAACGCCUACUUAAGUCAUGGUGUUUAACAAGAAUAACGAAUGAAAGUCGUGGUAGACUGAAUUUACUUGGAGCAGUUGAGAAUCGAGAAUCACUGGAGAGGAAGACUGCACUCUUGCAGUUAUUAAGAAAAUUUGAUCAAACUUCUGAAUUUGUAGCAGCAUGCCUGGCAGGUUCAAUAAAUUGGAUGAAGAAAUGCUUAGAAAGAGGUCGACCAGAUGUAAAUACAAAGGACUUUUCUUAUCGGUUUUACUAUGAUUCUUUUCCAAAAAUUCCUCAGCCUCUGCUGGCAGCUGUCUGGGAGCAAAAUUGUGUUGGGGUCGUAGAAGAAUUACUUACCCUUUGGCCUGACACUUCCACUCCUUAUGAAAAUUCGCAGGAGCCUCGUAUUAAACCCCUUUUCUUUCAUGUUCUUACUGGACCACCAAAACUUCUCGAUUAUAAAAUUAUUCAAGCAGUACUUCGACAAUCUAAUACACUAAUAAAGGAUCAAGAUGGCCAAAAUAUUCUAUUCACAGCUAUGAAAGAAAAUUUUCCGGCGGCAGUUCUUAAGGAUAUCUUAAGCUAUAGAGCUGAUCUAGCAGAAAGGGAUUUUAAAGGUCGAACGCCAAGAGAUUUUGCUGCUGAGCUUUCAAGAGAUGACUAUAUUGAGGCAAUUGAUGAAUACGUUUUAGAGACAAUUUUAAAGAGAGAUUUGGAGUCUUUAGAAAACUGGGUUCUCAAAGGCUAUAAUUAUAUAUAUGCAGCUCUCGAGUCUAAUUCUACCCUUGCGAAUGAAGUAAAAAGUGAACUGGAAGGAAGAUUGUUCAAAGAAACUGCAAAAUUUAUUCGGCAAAUAAGAUAUAUAACGCGAUGUGGCGAACGGAUGUUUCGAGCGGUUGAUGAAGGAGAUUUAGCUACUGUCCUCAAAUACGCUCAAGGUCAAUUUCACAUGAAAAACGAAGCAGCAUUAGCUCGUGAUGUUUGUGGUAGACACAUACUUCAUAAGGCUUUACUAACUGACAACGAAUUAUUAAUUAUAUCCCUAAUUGAAAGAUUUCCUUACUUGGUUAAUUUCGGUGACAACCUUAAUCGGACAUCUAUGCACUAUGGCUAUUUACUACAUGGCAGAAACGAUAUUGUCUCAAAAAUGGUGGCUUUUGGUGGAUCAGAUGAAGUGAAAGAUGUUAGAGGAAGAGUUCCGAGUAACUAUUUCGAAGGAAACAUUACUACUUUAGAACAUCAGACACUGACAAGAGAAGUAGUGGAAUUUUCUACAUGGGUUCAUUUACAUAAUAUCGAUUUUGAAUCGAAAAUAAGAGAAUAUAUUGCGGAAGGAAAUUUAGACAAAGUUGAAGAAAUAGUACCUCUUGUCAUGGAAUACGCUGAUUUAUCAUUUUUUAGUCAUUUAUUAUUUGAUUGCAUAGAAUCAAAUCAAGAUGCUAUUGCUCAAAGCUUAAUAAAUGGCGGGUGCAAAACAAGAAUAUGGAAACAGUAUGGAGAUAGACUGAUAUCGUUGAGAGAAAAAGCUCACGAAAGCGGAAUGGAUAGUGUUGUACAGUUUAUAGAUGAAAACUGUAAUCUUAUUUCUGACGAUGAUGAAAAUCAGUUGUCAUCUUUCGACGAACUUUCAUCAGUUGGAUCUAUAUUUAUAAGAUGAAUAUGAUACCUUAAAAGUGCAUAAUUAUUGAUUGAAUUACCAAAUAUAGAAAUCCAAGAAAACCCCUUUUGGUCAUAUCUACUUGUUUAAAAAAGAAUAUUACUUUUCUCAAGCAAUUCUACUCUAAUCAGUUUAUUAUAGAAAUUCCUACGUGGUAUACAGUUUAAUAACUAAUAUAAAAUCAUCAAGUCUAUUGUGAAAUAAUUAGAUGUACAUCUUUUUUCUCAAUCUGUCUAUAUAUUGUUUCUAGAGAUGACUGCAUAUUAAAUAUUCGACUAUGCAUAAACUCAUUAAUGAAAUUAUAUUUUAACGAAACAAACUAAACAAGCAAACAUGUGGUAAUGAAUACAAAAACGAGUAAUUUUUACAUAAUUAAAAAUAUUGGUUUUGUCUAUUCUCUAUAUCUUAUUCUUUAUUAAUCAAUUUAAUAAAAUAAAUAAGCUCCUAGAAAUUCAGAUAUAACUUUUCGCUCUUACGUUACCUUAACCUUUUAAGUGCAUAAUGAAAUUUUUUACCUUUGAAUGAGAAAGAAGGACGACGUUGAGGGAAGAUAAAUCAUCUUACAGUUUAUAGCUAUUCGCUCGCUUUAAAUAAAUGAUUAUAGAGGAAGAUGGAGAUGAAAAAAGAUAAUAUCUCAUUUUCCAUUACUUUUGUUUUGUUUCCUAAUACUCCUUUUCUUAAUAUCUCAUUGAUGAUUACUCCAAAAAAAAUAUACAGCAUACAUAAGGAAGAUAAUCACUCUUUUUUAUUAAGUAUGCAAUUUUAGCGGAAAAUUUUUUGUAUUUCUCUGCUUAAAAAAAAAACAAUUAACACGAAAGAAUAGACAAACAAAAACAACAAUAGGAAAUAGAAUACUAUGACUGAAACUACACAUUUGUAUAAAAUACCUCGUGUACAUCUUGUUUUAUCAUACUUUUAUCUUUUCUUUCCUAUCGUUUUAUGAAUUAUUUUUAUCAAAUAGCCAGAUAUUUUUUGACAAACUACUCAAAUACAAGCACGAAUAAAAUAUGUAGAGUAUUCUUUUUUUUAACGGACAAUCGGUAAAAUUAAACUAAAAAGGGGUUUUAAUAGUAUGGCGUAUAUUGAUUAGAUAGACCUUAGGAGUCAGCCUGACGAUGAUUACAAGUGGGUUGUAUUCUCUCAGUGACCCACUAACCAAAUAGAAUAAUUUAAAACAAAAAGAGCCUUUACGGUUUUUAAGCGGAUUUUAAAUAUCUGUACUCUAUUUAGGGUAUCAAGAGAGGCAGUUCAAAAGCUCCAUAAUAUGAAUUUCACAAGGUAUUAGGCCUAAACUGAACUUAUCAUAUCAGAUCAAUGCAUCUUCAAAGCCAAAGAAGGUGGCAGCAAACAAAUUUGCGAACUCUGUUUUAUAUUCAUGGAAAUGAACUAAAGAACACUGUAAAAAUUGUUGGUUGUUGUCGCUUCUCAUAAAAAUACAAUAUACCAUGAGAGAUUAAAGAAUACCCAUAUGAAACACUACGUGCUAAGUAAGUACAUUGCUCUAACAAGACAAACAUUCAAAUUAAAAGUGGAGUGACAUUGGAUAUGAAAAAUCUAAAGACAAUUAUAAAUCUACAUGAACAUCUCAAAGUCCACUUCUCAAUGCUCCUAGUCCUCUUUGUGCAAUCACAGAUUAUAUAUUAGUUUAGAGUGUUAUUCUAAUUUAGAGAAAUUUGAUAGCAAUCCUAAGUAUCCUCCUCGAUAAAAUUAUUCUUUUUGGCAGUACCAAUAAGUGUUCAGACAUAGAGAAUGUCUGAUAGAAAGCUAGCGAAGGUUAAAGAUGAUGAGCUUUUGGAUGAUUGGAUAUUCCCCUAAAAGUCGGUAACAAUGACAGAGUCUCUGAAAAAAAUCCUAUUUAUCCAAGAACCUAAGUUUCAAUUAUAAGCUGUGUUCCAGAGUGAGAGCCUUAAAAUAAAGUUUAAGGAGGUUAACUAGGCCAAAAAAAGAGUAUUAAAUGACUAUUUACAGUAUAUCCAACAUAUGCCUAACUGCAUGGGAGGAUGUAAGAAUAUUAAGGAUAGUUAAAAUAUUCAUGUGAACAGUCUUUUAAGUUUUACAUGAGCAUAUAGAAAGAGUUCCUUAAUUUGUUUUAGUCAUUACUAUUUAUGUACUACAUAUUCCAACAAAUAAUCAAUUAACAAAUCAAUACUUGUUACUGUAUCACAAUGUUCUCAAUGAUUCAUUGGCUCUAUUUUGAGCGAAAGAAAUGCUUAUAUAGAAGUAUGUAGACUAUCUUUUUUUUAAAAAAAAACAAUAGUUAAACUCAUU
Messenger RNA from Dimorphilus gyrociliatus, 4416 nucleotides. The record is from the annotation of a GenBank genome assembly. Lineage: Eukaryota; Metazoa; Annelida; Polychaeta; Dinophilidae.